AUCAAAGAGAAGAUCCCUGAUGAUCCUCUGGAGGCUGAUCUCAUCAUGAUGGCGGAGAUGGUGGCUGAGGACGCAGAGAGGGAGAAAAACAACACUACUAAUGACCAGACUGCUAACCUAAUGGACGACCUCGAUUUGGAAGCCUUAUCCAGCAAUCUAAGUUGGGAAGAGGAUUCUGUCUCUUCUGCCCAGACGUGGGAUCCAACCCCAGAGCUAGAGAAAGCACAGUCUAAAUCUGUUUCUCUGACCAUCACCUCUGCCCCAACAGAAAAGCCACAGAUGGAUCUGGAGGCUGAUUUUCCAGUCGAGAGCAUUGAACUUUUGAGAGGACAAACGCAAGAGGAGCCGCAGGUGGUAUCAAAUUUUGUCAAACGGAGACUUCGCAGAAAAGGUCGAGAUGGCCUCCCUCAAAAGAAACGGGCCCGUAAGAGUGCGACACCGGUAGUGGCAACACCAGCCCAAAACACUCAGACUAACCUCUCCCAACUGCAACAACAAUACGGCGUCAGUGCUUGGAAGAACUGGGUGCGCUGGAGGAAUGCCCAACCUCAUUUGGAGACUCCCAAAUUUGGCUCUUCAUUCUCUACCAAAUGAGCCACAGAUAAUACAAGAUCCCUGCAAA
Triplophysa rosa is the source of this 622-nucleotide messenger RNA. Its product is annotated as zinc finger MYM-type protein 4-like. NCBI's taxonomy places the organism in Eukaryota, Metazoa, Chordata, Actinopteri, Cypriniformes, Nemacheilidae. The record is from RefSeq and is a predicted model, not a curated record. The transcript is spliced from 5 exons. Bases 46 to 594 code for a protein of 182 amino acids.